This is a messenger RNA of Dictyostelium discoideum AX4, 3441 nucleotides long. RefSeq names its product myosin heavy chain kinase (gene mhkA). The transcript has a single exon. The coding region runs from base 1 to 3441 and encodes 1146 amino acids. NCBI's taxonomy places the organism in Eukaryota, Evosea, Eumycetozoa, Dictyosteliales, Dictyosteliaceae. The record is from RefSeq and is a predicted model, not a curated record. Gene Ontology annotation, molecular function: protein serine/threonine kinase activity; ATP binding; myosin heavy chain kinase activity.
AUGUUUAAUAUAAAAAAGAGAAAAGAGAGUAUAACAGGUAUACCACCAAUAAAUGUUAAUAGUCCACAAUCAGUUCCAUUGAGUGGAACAUUGCAAUCACCAUUGAUUACACCAAAUUCACCAAAUUUUGUUUCACGUCAAUGUCCAUUCAAAAAGUUUGGAUGUAGUAGUUUUUUAGUUUCAAAGGCAGAGUUUGAUAAUCACUUAAAGGAUGACGCACAAUUUCAUUUACAAUUGGCAGUGGAGAAAUUUGAUCAUCAAUUUGAUUUACACACACAAUUGAUGGCACAUUUUACUGAGCAAAUGGAGGAUCAAUUAGAGAAAACAAUGAAGGUCGUACGUAAUCAUACAGAUAGUUUAGGCGGUAAUGUUCAAACCAAAUUGGAUGAAGGCAUUGAAAAAUGUAUGGCUUUUGCUAAAAAGGUUGAACAACAACAACAACAAUUGGCCAAAAGAUUAAUCACUCAACAAAUUCAAGAGAAGAAAUCAACCUCUUCACCUUUAGUUAAAGGUGGUAUUAGUGGUGGUGGUGGUAGUGGUGGCGAUGAUUCUUUUGAUGGCGCAAAUAUAUCAUCAAUGUCAACUAGUAAACAAGAAUUACAACAAGAAUUACAAUCAUUAUCAAUUAAAAUGAAAAAAGAAUUGACAGAAUUAUCCGAUGAACUAUCACAAAAAUUAGAACGUUCAACAGGUAAUAUAGAUAUUAAAAUAAAGAGAAUCGAAGGUGAAGUUAAUGAAAAGAUUGAUAAACGUCAAUUGGUCUCUACGAUCGAUGAUUCAAUUGGAAAGAAAACAGAUUCCAUCGGUUAUACAUUGGAGAGUUCAAUCAUUAAAAAGGUUGAAGAGAAAGAGAAAAAGAAAUCCGAACAAAAUCAACUUCUCUUUGAUUCAAAGAUUGAAUCCUUAAAAGAUAAGAUUAAAAUCAUUGAAACUCAACAAUUGGAUACUUCAUCAGAGGUUAGAAAAUUGAAAUUAGAAAGUACAAGUAGUGGAAAUUUAAUGGCAGGUCUUAAUGGUACCUCUGGUAGACCUUCAUCAUCUUCUCACUUUAUUCCAUCCUCUGUUUCUGCCGCUGCUAACAAUAUCAACAAGAAUGAAAUCAUGGAAGAGGUUAAAAAGGUAGAAGAGAAACUUCAAAAGAAAAUUCGUGAAGAGAUUGAUAAUACAAAAUCUGAACUCUCAAAGGUUGAACGUUCCGUUAAAGAUAAUCGUAGUGAAAUUGAAGGUUUGGAAAAAGAUUGUAAGAAUCAAUUCGAUAAACAAGACAAUAAGAUCAAACAAGUUGAGGAUGAUUUGAAAAAGAGUGAUUCAUUACUUUUGUUAAUGCAAAAUAACCUCAAGAAAUAUAAUGAAUUUGUUGAUAGAGAACGUGAUCGUGAAAGUGAACGUUUGAAACUUCAAGAUUCUAUCAAACGUUUAGAACAAAAUCAAAAGAAAAUCGAAGCUGAAAUUCAAGAAGGUAAUGAACAAGUUGAACGUGUUUUACGUGAGGAAGCUUCAAUCUCACCAAUUAGUUCAGUUCCAAAAUCACCAAUCACAACCAAACGUUCAUCGAUUAUUUUAAAUUCACCACCAAUGACUUCACAACAAUCAUCACCAAAGAUUCAAGAUCUUCUCUCAAGUAGUGGUAGUAGUAGUGUUAGUGGUAUAAAUAUUUCCUCUGAAACCGGUGAAAUGGGUAUUCUUUGGGAAUUUGAUCCAAUCAUUAACAAAUGGAUUAGAUUAUCAAUGAAGCUAAAGGUAGAAAGAAAACCAUUUGCAGAGGGUGCUCUUAGAGAGGCUUAUCAUACCGUUUCAUUGGGUGUUGGAACCGAUGAAAAUUAUCCAUUAGGUACAACCACCAAAUUAUUCCCACCAAUUGAAAUGAUUUCACCAAUUUCAAAGAAUAAUGAGGCAAUGACUCAAUUGAAGAAUGGUACAAAAUUUGUUUUGAAACUCUACAAAAAGGAAGCUGAACAACAAGCUAGCAGAGAAUUAUACUUUGAAGAUGUUAAAAUGCAAAUGGUCUGUAGAGAUUGGGGUAAUAAAUUCAAUCAAAAGAAACCACCAAAGAAAAUUGAAUUCCUUAUGUCUUGGGUUGUAGAGUUAAUCGAUAGAUCUCCUUCUUCCAAUGGUCAACCAAUACUUUGUUCCAUUGAACCAUUAUUGGUUGGUGAAUUCAAAAAGAAUAAUUCAAAUUAUGGUGCAGUUUUAACCAAUCGUUCAACUCCACAAGCAUUCUCUCAUUUCACCUAUGAACUCUCAAAUAAACAAAUGAUCGUUGUCGAUAUUCAAGGUGUUGAUGAUCUUUACACUGAUCCUCAAAUUCAUACACCCGAUGGUAAAGGAUUUGGUCUUGGUAAUCUUGGUAAAGCAGGUAUCAAUAAAUUCAUCACCACUCACAAAUGUAAUGCUGUUUGUGCUCUUUUAGAUUUAGAUGUUAAAUUGGGUGGUGUACUAUCUGGAAAUAAUAAGAAACAACUUCAACAAGGUACUAUGGUUAUGCCAGAUAUUCUCCCAGAACUUAUGCCAUCUGAUAACACCAUUAAAGUGGGUGCAAAACAACUUCCAAAAGCUGAAUUCUCAAAGAAAGAUCUCAAAUGUGUUAGCACCAUUCAAAGUUUCCGUGAACGUGUUAACUCGAUCGCAUUCUUUGAUAAUCAAAAGUUAUUAUGCGCUGGUUAUGGUGAUGGUACCUAUAGAGUUUUCGAUGUCAAUGACAAUUGGAAAUGUUUAUACACUGUCAAUGGUCAUAGAAAAUCAAUUGAAAGUAUCGCUUGUAAUAGUAAUUACAUUUUCACUUCAUCACCUGAUAACACCAUCAAAGUUCAUAUCAUUCGUAGUGGUAACACCAAAUGUAUAGAGACAUUGGUUGGUCACACUGGUGAAGUUAAUUGUGUCGUGGCCAAUGAAAAAUAUCUUUUCAGUUGUAGUUAUGAUAAAACUAUCAAGGUUUGGGAUUUGUCAACCUUUAAAGAAAUUAAAUCAUUUGAGGGUGUUCAUACAAAGUACAUUAAAACAUUGGCUUUGAGUGGACGUUAUCUUUUUAGUGGUGGUAACGAUCAAAUCAUUUACGUUUGGGAUACUGAAACACUUAGUAUGCUUUUCAAUAUGCAAGGUCAUGAAGAUUGGGUACUCUCUCUUCAUUGUACCGCUAGUUAUCUUUUCUCAACCUCAAAAGAUAAUGUCAUCAAGAUUUGGGAUCUCUCAAAUUUCAGUUGUAUCGAUACUCUAAAAGGUCAUUGGAAUUCUGUCUCAAGUUGUGUCGUAAAAGAUCGUUAUCUAUACAGUGGUUCUGAAGAUAAUUCAAUCAAAGUUUGGGAUCUCGAUACACUUGAAUGUGUUUACACCAUUCCAAAAUCUCAUUCUUUGGGUGUAAAAUGUUUAAUGGUUUUCAAUAAUCAAAUCAUUUCUGCUGCUUUCGAUGGUUCAAUUAAAGUUUGGGAAUGGCAAUCGAAAUAA